GUGCACCUUUAAACAGUGCUGAUGGUCAGCUGUUGGAAGCAUCUCAGCAAAAUACUUCUCUGGGACUUUAAAGAAAACGGCUACCCGCCUGAUCCCCAAACAAUUUGGAAAAUCAGCUUCCGUGGCCCUGGUGGAGCCUCGAUGGCCUUUCAGGACCUCUUGGAUCAAGUUGGAGGCCUGGGAAGAUUCCAGAUCCUUCAGAUGGUUUUCCUUAGUCUCUCCAGCCUCAUAGUGUACCCUCAUGUUUCGUUGGAGAACUUCACGGCAGCCGUCCCUGAUCACCGCUGUUGGGUCCACAUCAUCGACAAUGACACUGUCUCUGCUAACGGCACUGGGAUCCUGAGCCAAGAGUCCCUCCUGAGAAUCUCCAUCCCACUGGACUCAAACCUGAGGCCAGAGAAAUGUCGUCGCUUCAUCCAUCCCCAGUGGCAUCUCCUUCACCUGAACGGGACCUUCCCCAACACGAGUGAGUCAGACACAGAGCCCUGUGUGGACGGCUGGGUGUAUGACCAAAGCUCCUUCCCCUCCACCAUUGUGACUAAGUGGGACCUGAUAUGUGAAUCUCAGUCACUGAAAUCAAUGGCCAAAUUCUUAUUCAUGGCUGGAAUGCUGGUGGGAAGCAUCAUAUUUGGUCAUUUAUCAGACAGGUUUGGGAGGAAGUUAAUUCUCAAGUGGUGUUUCCUCCAGCUGGCCGUUGCUGACACCUGCGCAGCCUUUGCGCCCACCUUUGUCAUUUACUGUGUGCUACGCUUCCUGGCUGGCUGCUCUACCAUGAGCAUCAUGACAAAUAAUAUUAUGCUGCUUGUAGAAUGGACAGUGCCCCGAUUCCAAGCCUUGGGAAUAACUGUGGCAGUCUGCACGCCUUGCGUAGGACAGAUGAUCCUAGGAGGACUGGCUUUUGCCAUUCGAGACUGGUACACCCUUCAGCUGGUGGUCUCUGUACCGUUAUUUGUCUCUUUUCUUUUCUCAAGGUGGCUUGUAGAGUCUGCUCGGUGGCUGGUUGUCACCAACAAAUUCGAGGAGGGCUUAAAGGCACUGAGAAAAGCUGCACACAGGAACGGAAGGAAGAAUGCUGGAGAAGCCCUCACCGUGGAGGUUUUGAGAUCCAGCAUGCAGGAGGAGCUGGAGAUAGCACAGGAAAAACCUUCCGUGCCUGACUUGUUCCGCACACCCAUCCUGCGCAAAAGGAUCUGUUUAUUGUCCUUCGUGAGAUUUGCAACCUACAUGCCCUUUUAUGGCCUGAUCCUCCACCUCCAGCACAUUGGGAACAAUGUUUUCCUGUUCCAGGUUCUCUUUGGCAUGGUCAACCUCCCCGCCAAUUACGUUGCCCUUUUGGCACUGAAUCAUAUGGGCCGUCGAGUAAGCCAGAUGAUUUUCGGGUCCUUACUUGGAAUCUUCAUUCUGACCACCACGUUUCUGCCUGAAGAAAUGCAGAGUCUGCGUGUUACUUUGUCAACUUUGGGAGUAGGAGUUUCUUCUGCAGCUCUCAUGAGUUCUUCUGCCCAUGGAAAUGAACUAAUCCCUACCAUAAUCAGGGCAACAGCGACAGGAAUCCUGGGAAUUGCUGCUAACUUUGGAGCAGCCCUGGCUCCCCUCUUGAUGAUCCUAACUAUGUAUUCUCCCCACCUGCCCUGGAUCAUGUAUGGAGUCUUCCCCAUCCUCUCUGGUCUUGCUGUUCUUCUCCUUCCUGAAACCAGGAAUAGGCCUCUGCCUGACUUCAUCCAGGAUGUGGAAAAGGGGAGAGAAGGCCUAAGAAAAACAAAGAAGGAAGAUACCUUCAUGAAAGUGACACAGUUUUAAGGAGUUCCAGUAACGAACUGCUAAUCAACGAGCAAGACAGAGGAAGGAAAGUCAGGAUCAUCCCCAGAUACUGGGAAGAUCUGUAAAAUAAACAAAACAAAAAUCUAUAAAGGAAACAUGGAUCCCUUUUAUAAUUGCAGGACUAAGUAACUAUGCAAUAGCUACAGCUAAUCAUAAUGAGAAGUUUGAGGAAAGCCCUAAUACUUGAAAAAGUUUUUUUAUUCUUGAAGUCUUGUAGAUAUACAAUGUUCUAUUAGUUUCAGGUGCACCACAUAGUGAUUUGACAAUUCUAUACAUACAAAGUCAUAAUAUUUUUAAAAGAAUCAUAGUAAAAUAUGUGCAAAAUUAUAGAUGUCUAGCAUCUUUCUGGACAGAAAGGCAGAAUAGAAUUUAAAAAUUUUGAUUUUGCCCCAGUUAAUUGGUAGAGUAAUUGCUGGAGUAAUUACAAUGGAAAACUCUAUAUUUGGGGACAACUCCAAAAAAAGUUCCAUAUGUAUGUACAAAUUAAUAAUAGGCAAAAUGAUUCAGAAAAAUGAGGCUCAUGGAGGGAGGAUGAGGUAGGUUUUGGGGGCAACAUAUGCUGGAAUGAGAUGCAGUAGGUCAAAAACACAAUAGCAGAUGCCUUUACAAAUCCAAAGAAGUCCAGAAUGAUAUGGUAGCAUAUUUGACACUUGAAGUUUGAUCAUUAUCAAUGAUUUCAUUAUCAAUGAUUCAUUGAUCAUUAUCAUUAUCAACCAAUCAUUAUCAAUGAUUUAUGAUGAUUAAGGGUAUCAUGAAUCACUGAUAGAAAUAAGUAAUUACAUAAUAAUUACCAUUAUAUGAUUUUAUAAAUAAAUGCCUGGGGCGCCUGGGUGGCUCAGUUAAGUGUCUGCCUUC
Molecule: messenger RNA, 2676 nt
Organism: Lutra lutra (Eurasian river otter)
Lineage: Eukaryota; Metazoa; Chordata; Mammalia; Carnivora; Mustelidae
Product: solute carrier family 22 member 9-like
Exons: 11
Coding region: 22-1800 (592 amino acids)
Biological process (GO): transmembrane transport
Cellular component (GO): membrane
Molecular function (GO): transmembrane transporter activity
Source: RefSeq, a predicted model, not a curated record